Messenger RNA from Medioppia subpectinata, 1068 nucleotides. The record is from the annotation of a GenBank genome assembly. Lineage: Eukaryota; Metazoa; Arthropoda; Arachnida; Sarcoptiformes; Oppiidae.
AUGUAUCGGUCCAAUAAUAAUAAUAACAAUAACAACAAUAAUAAUAGCGCAGAACGAGAUGUAGAGCUGCGACUUCUGAUCCAUACUUCACACGCCGGGGGUAUCAUUGGAAAGGGAGGCCAACGGAUUCGAGAUUUAAGAGAUCAAACAAAAGCGGCGAUUAAAGUGUUUUCUCAAUGCUGUCCGAUGUCGACAGAGCGUAUCUGCGCCGUCCAGGGGGGCCCCGCUCUUGUCAUAGAGGCUAUUAAAAUAGUCUUAAACAUAAUAAUCUCGUCGCCAAUCAAAGGACCCGUCAAACUCUACGAUCCCUACAAUUUUGAUGUUUAUUGCGCCCAAGAAUACGGCGGAUACACUGAUCCCGGACCCACUAAUUUCCGUGGCGGUCGCGGCGGUGGUGGCGGCGGUCCUAAUAUGCCAUUCGGUAGAGGGGGCGGCCCUCGUAUGGGACGAAUGCCAGACCGACGGGGAGGGAGUGGUCACUGGCAACAAGAACCUCCAUCUCUACCUCCGAUUCCUGAUGGAUGGGCCGCACGGAUGCCUUUUAACGGACCCGCAGACAGACGUCCACACAAUCAAAUGUAUUCGAGUCGAUGGCUCACAUCCGAUAAUCCCCGAUCCGUUCCGCCGCCAACACAAUCGCCACAAGUGGGCGCAGAGACCCCCUAUUGGUCUGAUGUGAUUCCAAACGAUAGCAUCACUACUGGCGCUCCCAUUCAUUCAUCAAAUUCGUGGUCCACUCCUUAUUCCGCUGCUAAUAAUGAACCAAAUUUUGGACCGAAUUCUGGUGAAGAUGUUUCAAAUUUAGUGGAAAACUCUGACGGUUCCGCUUCGGCUACUAUUAGUGUUCCAAACAAUGUCGCCGGCGCUAUCAUAGGAAAGGGUGGAAAUCGGAUAAGACUUGUGCGCAGAGACUCUGGCGCUGAUAUAGCUAUAGAUAGUGCUGUCGGUCCGGGAAAUGAGAGGAUGAUUACAGUGAAAGGCAAUGCACAUCAGGUCCGAAUGGCCUGCUCUAUGAUCCAUAAGAGUAUCGCCGAAAAUACCCGACUCAGACAUAAAUUAUAUUUAUAA